Molecule: messenger RNA, 3049 nt
Organism: Anolis sagrei ordinatus
Lineage: Eukaryota; Metazoa; Chordata; Lepidosauria; Squamata; Anolidae
Source: RefSeq, a predicted model, not a curated record
AUGGCAGCUUCGGAAAGCAAGAAAAAUGUCCGUAUCUCUAAAGAGCUCUCAGAAGGUGAACAGAAAGCUACUGCUUCCCGAAAGGAGGAAAUAAAGAAAGUCCUGGCCAACAAUGGCAUUCUACUUGAUGAGACUAAAAUCCCCAAUAUUGCUGUCUUAGGAUCAGGAGGCGGCCUCCGGGCCAUGAUUGCACUCUAUGGCACACUAUCACAACUAAAGAAAUGUGGCUUCUUGGAUUAUGUUAUGUACUUAUGUGGAGUGUCAGGUUCUACCUGGUGCAUGUCAGCUCUCUACAAAAAUGAAGACUGGGCAAAAAAUACUGAGGACUUGGCAACACUUCCACGUAAAAUCUUCACCUCACAUUCUUGGGAAUUAACAAAGGCAAUACACGCUCUGAGGGAGCAUGUAGAAGAUGAAUGCUAUUCACUAACUGAUUUCUGGGGCUAUUUUGUUGUGUAUAAGAUGCUGAAAGAGCUUCAUGAAAGUACACUGUCUGACCAACGAAAAGCUUGCAAGAAUGGGAAAAAUCCUUAUCCCAUCUAUGCUGCGGUGGACAAACACACCUACCAAGACCACAAAGCAGGCAGCUGGUUUGAAUUUACACCACAUGAAGUAGGAGUUGUUGGCAUACAUGACCAUCCAGGCAUGGGGGCAUACAUUGCCACCGAAAAUUUUGGGAGCAAAUUUAAUAAAGGAAAAAUGGUUGAAAAAAAGAAAGAAAGAAAUAUUUCAUUCCUUCAAGGUUUAUGGGGAAGUGCUCUUGGAAGUGAAAAAGAAAUUAUGAAGACUGUAAAAGGUAAUCUGAAAGUGAUCAGAAUUAAUGAAGCAAUGAAAAAUAGCAUUCGGGAGAAAGCAUACCAUCACCAUGGCAGCAUCACAAGAUACGGGAGCAGUGAAAGUUAUGAGCUUUUCAGAAAACUGGACAAAGCCUGGUUGUCUGAAGAUGCAAAAACAAGAGAGGACACAUUUAUAAAGCUGUAUGAAGCUCUGGACACAGAUCUUGAAGUUUUCUGUCUUUAUUUUGCUUUUUCUAUUAUUUUAAAAGAAACACAAAGAGGAGGAGAAGGACGACACAAAUAUAAAUGCGGAUUUACUGCAUUUGAUUACUUUCGUGGUUUUCUGAAAAUCAUGUGGAAGACCAGUUCAUGCAUUUCCGGAUGGACAUGGGGAACUACUAAUAACUUCAUGAUGAAUUGUUGUGAUGUCAAAGCAGAUCAUCUGAAUAAGGAAAAAAACAUCUCUCUAAUUGAUGCUGGUGUAGCCAUAAAUAGUGCUUAUCCACUUGUUCUCCAUCCCAAGAGAAAUGUGAAACUGAUUCUUUCUUUUGACUUUAGCGCAGGGGGUCCAUUUGAGACUUUAUAUAGAGCAUCUGAAUACUGUAAAGUCCAUCAAAUUCCAUUUCCUGAUAUCAAUAAGGAUGAACUGCCGGACAAAGAACCAUCAAAUUGCCAUAUCUUCAAAACAAAAGACCUAACGAUUAUGCACUUCCCACUGUUUAACAAAGACAACUGCAAAGAUAAAAUUGAUGACUAUUGGAAUACUUAUGGAACUUUCAAGAUGAGCUAUUCAGAGCAAGAGAUUACAGAUCUUCUCGAAGCAGCAAAGAAAAAUGUAGAAGGUGUCAAAGAGAAGAUCUGGGAAGAGAUAAAGCGUUUAUGUGGUCAUUCUUCAUAGAAGGUUGAAACAAGUAUUCUUAGUAGAGUCUCGCUUAUCCAACCUUCACUCAUCCAACGUUCUGUAUUAUCCAACGCAGUCUGCCUCCCGCUGGGAUCCACAGCUCUUUUUGGUGUUAAAUUCGUAAAUAUAGUAAUUACUACAUAACGUUACUGUGUAUUGAACUGCUUUUUUUCUGUCGAUUUGUUGUAAAACAUGUUUUGGUGCUUAAUUAGUAAAUUUGACGUUUAAUAGGCUUUUCCUUAAUCCCUCCCUAUUAUCCAACAUUUUCGCAUUUCCAGCAUUCUGCCGUCCCAUUUAUGUUGGAUAAGCGAGACUCUACUGUAUUAAUAUUCUGGGGAAACAAAAUUUUACUUCUAUGUUCAGUAAAAGAAUCUGAAGACAUUUUCAGCUUCUUUUUGUUUGUUCCCUUUUACUACAUAUCUCCCAAUCACGUAUGGAUGUACAAUUUGUGGGGACUAUAUGAUGAUGUGGACAAAUAUGAUGGCUUGAUUCUUAUGCUUAUAUCUAACUGGAAAGGACACACUGAAUCAACUGAAUUUUUUAAUGACUCCCCAUUAAAAAUCAGAAUUACUUGAGUUGAGACUAACCCAUAGGGAUUUUAAACCACAAUGUUGAUUAAGUGGAAUGUUUAUGAGAAACUUUCAUAAUUGCUGAAGCUGGAAGGAAAAAAUAUUGGUGAAAAUGUUUACUCUUGCCGCAAUACCUUUCAGUGCCACUAGAGUUUCAGUUUAUGCCAGGUUUGUCCUUAUCCAGCAGCAACAAUCUGGGCAAAAUUAACAUGGUCAUUGAGGUCUUUUCUGGAGCAGUUCUACAUGAAAGACAGUCUGUGUCCUGAUUACAAUACCAUAGCAGUUUGACACUAAAUUAAUAACUAUAGCUCAGUGAUAUGGAAUUUUGAGAUUUCUAGUUUUGUGACAAAUUUACCCUUCUUUGUCAGAGAGCUCUGGUGCCACAACAAACGACAAACCUCAGGAUUACACAUGACUUCAGCACACUAGAGAAUAAAUCCACUUUAAAUCCAGUUUCUUCCUCCUGCAGAAUUCUGGGGUUUGUAGUUGAGUGAGGUUGUUAAAAGGCUCUUCCCUAAACUACAAACCCCAGAAUUCUGCAGGAGGCAGAAACUAGAGUGAUGAGGUAAAUAGAGUGGAAUCAUGGCAAUUAAAGUGAUGUCAAACUGCUAUAAUUUUUUUAGUGUGGAUAGUCACUCAGUGACCCCAUAAUUCUAAAUGGAAAACUGUCCUGAGAAGCAAAAUAUAUCCCUUAGUGUCUACAACUUAUACUGGCUGAUUCAUUAUGUAUUGUAGACCUGAAGAUUAUUUUUCUGCUCUUCUUGUAUUGAAAGCGUAUCAAUAAAACUUUUGUUUCAAUCACA